UGGCCAAAAUUAAAACUUGAAACACCAGAAUCUCCCACUUGCUCAUCCUCAAGCAUCACCUGAUCCAAAGUCCCUUCCACUGUUUGAUCUUCCAUAACACAAAGCCAAAUGGUUGUUAUCCUGUAACACAUAUCAAUAUGUAUGUGUGGUUUAUUACGUGGUAAAGUGUUGAACUUUCAUGGCUGAGAUUCUAUGGCACUUCAGUAUGUUGUGUUUUAAAAAAAUUCUGAUUUUUCAUUGUUUUGAGGAAUCCACAGUUAUAGAGAGAGAUGGGAUUUUGUUAAUGAAUGAAAUCAGAGACUAGAUAGUUUGUCAAGCGUUUAAAGCACAAAACUUUAAAUAGCAAAUAUUUCCGUCUUCACAGUGUAUUAGUAGUAACCAUGGAAGUGGGUUUACAGUUACAGAGACCGAUGAGUUGCAGAUUUCAUGAGAGAGGGCUCUUUAAGUUCAAGCAUGUCCUGGGCUCCUUGGCUUCUUUCAAUACAGCACAAUCUAUACAAUUUAUUUCAUGGCGCACUGAGUGUUCCACUGGAGGAGUUUCUCAUGAAAUUUCUGCUAGUUCAGAUUUUUCCAGAAAGAGAGGAAGAAGAUUCUCUCCAAGGCCUAAAGGUUCUGCACCAGAGGGGUUUAUGCCAAAGGUACCAGUGGGAAUGAGCACCCAGAGGGAUCAUAAGAAUAAUGAUGACAAAAAAGGUUCAAGCAUGCUAGUGUCAAGUGAAUAUGCAGGCUCCACCAAGAAAACACCUGAAAGGAAAGUUGCUAUUAAGAAAGAGCCAGUGAUUGGUCUUCCUAAGAAUAGUCAAAUUGAGAAAGGAAUUGUUGAUGAAACUGCAAAGCAAAUCAAAGAAAUACCAGGUACGAGUAAAAAUUUCAGAGUCAGUAAUAGCAGUCAAUUGGCAGGAAAUGGUAGUCUUGGUAGAGUUGGAAGUGUUGAGAGUGAUAUAUCUGAAGAUGCUUAUCAAAAAUCAAAGUAUUUGGCUCCUGAUAAGAGCAGUGACUCUGUAAAUGAUGAAGUUAUUGAAGGAGAUAUGAAAGUGUCUGAAGAUGCUUCUCUAAAAUCAAAGAUGGAGUGGGAAGCCAAAUUAAAGAUGGAGAUGGAAGCCAAACUAAGAAUGGAGAUGGAGACCAAAAUAAAGAUGGAGAUGGAAGCUAAAUUAAGGUCGGAGAUGGAAGCAAAAAUUUGUAAACAGGAAAUUGAGAAACUUGCUCAGGAGAACUUCCUGAAAGGAACUAAAAUGUUUGUUUAUCCGCAGGUGGUGAAACCUGAUCAAGAUAUAGAGGUGUUUCUUAAUAGGAGUCUCUCCACUCUAAGUGAUGAGCCAAAUGUUCUGAUCAUGGGGUCCUUUAAUGAUUGGCGAUGGAGGUCUUUUACUGCCAGAUUGAACAAAACCCAAUUCCAAGGAGAUUGGUGGUCCUGUCAGCUUCAUGUUCCAAAGGAAUCCUAUAAGAUGGACUUUGUAUUCUUCAAUGGGCAAAGCAAAUAUGAUAAUAAUGAUCAGAAAGAUUUCUACAUAACUGUAGAAGGGGGAAUGGAUGUUUUGGCAUUUGAAGAUUUCUUGCUUGAGGAGAAACGUAGAGAACAAGAGAAACUUGCUGAGGAGAAAGCGAAAAGGGAAAGACAAGAGGAAGAGCAGAGGCGGAUAGAAGCAGAGAAGGCAGCUGAUGAAGCUGAUAAAGAGCAGGCUAAGAAGGAGACUGAAAGGAAAAGAGAAAUGUUGCACCAGUUGACGAAAAGGCCUGCAAGGUCAGUUGAUAAUGUGUGGUACAUAGAGCCCAGCGAUUUUAAAGGAGAGGACUUUGUGAGGCUAUAUUAUAAUAAAAGCUCUGGUCCUCUUGCUCACGCUGAGGAGCUCUGGCUACAUGGAGGGCAUAAUAAUUGGAAAGAUGGAUUGUCCAUUGCCAGUAGGCUUGUCAGCUCAGAGAAAACAGGUGGUGAUUGGUGGUAUGCUGAAGUUACUGUACCUGAUGGAGCCCUUGUGUUGGAUUGGGUCUUCGCUGAUGGACCACCCCAGAAAGCAGUUGUGUAUGAUAACAAUGGUCAUCAAGAUUUCCAUGCUAUUGUUCCAAAAACCGUUCCUGAAGAACUGUAUUGGAUUGAGGAAGAACACCAGACAUACAGAAAACUCCAAGAACAGAGGAGAAUAAGAGAGGAGGCUGUUCGUGCCAAGGCUGAAAAAACUGCUCAUAUGAAAGCUGAAACAAAGGAAAGAACUUUGAGAAAGUUUCUGUUGUCACAAAAACAUAUAGUACAUACAGAUCCGCUUGAUGUUAAAGCAGGAAGCACGGUAAUGGUUUUCUAUAAUCCAGCCAACACAGUUCUAUCUGGAAAAUCUGAAGUUUGGUUCAGAUACUCAUUUAAUCGCUGGACUCACCAUAUGGGUCCUUUGCCACCUCAGAAGAUGUUGCAUGUGGAGAAUAGUUCUCAUGUCAAAACCACUGUCAAGGUUCCAUUGGACGCAUACAUGAUGGAUUUUGUAUUCUCUGAGAGGGAAGAUGGGGGAAUAUUUGACAACAAAAACAGCAUGGAUUACCAUAUCCCUGUCUCUGGAAGUGUUGCAAAGGAGCCACCAAUGCACAUUGUGCAUAUUGCUGUUGAAAUGGCUCCCAUUGCAAAGGUUGGAGGUCUUGGUGACGUCGUCACUAGUUUAUCUCGAGCUGUUCAAGAUUUAAAUCACAAUGUGGACAUCAUUCUCCCAAAGUAUGACUGUUUGAAACAUGGCAAUGUGAAGGACUUUGAGUAUCAGAGAAGCUAUCACUGGGGUGGGACAGAGAUAAAAGUUUGGACUGGAAAGGUGGAAGGUCUUGUAGUCUACUUUUUGGAGCCUCAAAAUGGAUUUUUUCGGACAGGAUGCAUAUAUGGCUGCAAGAAUGAUGGGCAGAGGUUUGGUCUCUUUUGUCAUGCAGCACUUGAAUUUCUACUUCAAGGUGGAUUUCAUCCAGAUAUUCUUCAUUGCCAUGAUUGGUCAAGUGCUCCUGUUUCCUGGUUGUUUAAGGACUACUAUAUGCAUUAUGGUCUUGGUAAAACUCGUGUUGUUUUCACAAUACACAAUCUUGAAUUUGGGGCAGAAUUGAUUGGGAAAGCUAUGGCACACUCGCACAAGGCUACCACAGUGUCUCCCACUUACUCAAAAGAGGUUGCUGGACAUCCUGCAAUUGCUCCUCAUCUCUACAAAUUCCAUGGCAUAAUAAAUGGAAUAGACCAGGAUAUAUGGGACCCAUUUAAUGACAAUUUCAUUCCUGUGUCAUAUACUUCAGAAAAUGUUGAUGAAGGCAAAAGAGCUGCCAAGGAAGCCUUGCAGCAAAGGGUUGGUUUGAAAAAAGCUGAUCUGCCUUUAGUAGGAAUUAUUUCUCGUUUAACACAUCAGAAAGGUAUCCAUCUCAUCAAACAUGCUAUUUGGCACACCAUAGAGCGUAAUGGACAGGUUGUAUUGCUUGGUUCUGCUCCAGAUCCUCGUAUCCAGAAUGAUUUUGUGAAUUUGGCCAAUCAGUUGCAUUCUGGUCAUGGGGACCACGCUCGUCUUUGUUUGAACUAUGAUGAGCCACUUUCACACUUGAUAUAUGCUGGAGCAGAUUUCAUUCUAGUUCCCUCUAUUUUUGAGCCCUGUGGACUGACACAACUCACUGCCAUGAGAUAUGGUUCAAUACCUGUUGUUCGGAAAACUGGAGGACUUUAUGACACUGUGUUUGAUGUUGAUCAUGAUAAAGAGAGUGCAGAAGCUCAAGGUCUUGAACCAAAUGGAUUUAAUUUUGAUGGAGCGGAUACUGCCGGAGUUGAUUAUGCUCUCAACAGGGCAAUAUCUGCUUGGUAUGAUGGUCGCGAUUGGUUUAACUCGUUGCGCAAGAAAGUGAUGCAGCAAGACUGGUCUUGGAACCGGCCUGCUCUUGAUUACAUGGAGCUUUACCAUUCGGCUCGGAAAAAUUGAUUAUUAUGCAAGGAGAGAGUGCUGCAGAUAAUUGCCAUCACAGCUUGUACAGAUUCAGAGGCACUUGUUUUCAUUUUCCUCAUUAACAGCUUAAUUAUAUGCAUAUAGUUCACAGUGGUCAGAAUUUUUCAAGGUGACCUGAAUAAUUUUACCAGUACAUAAUGAUAGGUCAGUUUCUUGUGUUUUUCUGAUCAUUGUUACCUCAUGUCUCAGAAUAAUGAAAACAUUGUAUCAAGAAUAAAAAAAAUGGAAAGUUGAAAACCCGAAGAUUUGGGGAUCA
Molecule: messenger RNA, 4203 nt
Organism: Mangifera indica (mango)
Lineage: Eukaryota; Viridiplantae; Streptophyta; Magnoliopsida; Sapindales; Anacardiaceae
Product: starch synthase 3, chloroplastic/amyloplastic-like
Exons: 16
Coding region: 381-3923 (1180 amino acids)
Molecular function (GO): alpha-1,4-glucan glucosyltransferase (UDP-glucose donor) activity; starch binding
Source: RefSeq, a predicted model, not a curated record